This is a messenger RNA of Myotis davidii, 603 nucleotides long. It is a transcript of the gene MED10, whose product is annotated as mediator complex subunit 10. Gene Ontology annotation, biological process: positive regulation of transcription by RNA polymerase II. Lineage: Eukaryota; Metazoa; Chordata; Mammalia; Chiroptera; Vespertilionidae. The record is from RefSeq and is a predicted model, not a curated record. The transcript has a single exon. Gene Ontology annotation, molecular function: transcription coregulator activity. Gene Ontology annotation, cellular component: mediator complex; chromatin.
AUGGCCGAGAACUUGGACCACCUGGAGGAGCAUCUGGAGAAGUUCGUGGAGAACAUCCGGCAGCUCGGCAUCAUCGCCAGCGACUUCCAGCCCAGCAGCCAGGCCGGGCUCAACCAGAAACUGAAUUUGAUCGUGACCGGCUUAUAGGAUAUUGAUAAGUGCAGACAGCAGCUUCCAGACAUUACUGUACCUUUAGAAGUUUUCGAAUAUAUAGAUCAAGGUCGAAACCCACAACUCUACACCAAAGAGUGCCUGGAAAGAGCUCUGGCAAAAAAUGAACAAGUUAAAGAGAAGAUUGAUACGAUGAAGAAAUUUAAAAGCCUGUUGACUCAAGAGCUUUCUAAAGUCUUUCCAGAAGACAUGGCUAAGUACCGAAGCAUCCGAGGGGAGGGCCAUCCCCCAUCGUAACUUCCUCUUCGAACAUCCAGUCCUGUGUGAAUCACCGUAACCUUCAGGCAGCUUGUGACUGAGUGGCCCCAGAGACAGGAGACCUAGAGGAUUUUGUAGAGCUGUGCUGCCAGCAGCCCCCUCUUUGCAGAGGGCUGGUGAGCACACAUUUUUGAGGACGAUGCAUUUGAUCCUGUAUGGCAGAAUUAUCUUGGA